GAAAAGUACAGCAACACCACCACCCACCAUUGAAGAAACCAUUAUUAAAACCUCCUUCAACCUCUUUCUUUCUCUUCAUCAGAACACAAACUCACAAAUUAAACCAGUUUCUUUUGAACUGCUCCUUCGCUUGGCUUCCUUCCAAAGCAGAAAGAUCAUCAGAUAAAAAGAUACAUACAUAUAUAUAGUCGUCAAAGGAUAUCCAUGUGGCGUCUUGUGGCAACCAUGGCAAGGAACUUGGAGAACAUGAAGAAAAGCUCUAGGGUUGCAGAUGAGAACAUGUUUGCAGGAGGAGGUGACGGAGAAGCAGCAGCAGGAGGAAGAAGAAGAAGAAGAUCACAAGGAUGGUCUCUGAUACAUAGUAUUCUUCUUGCACCUAUGUCUGUAAUCUUGUGUGUUUCUUCUUCUGAUUAUAAUAAUGAUUAUGGAGCUAAUGGGAGUAGGGUUUAUAAUGAUGGUUUCUGGGGAUCUGGGGAUUAUGAACAUUUCUCUGAUAUGAAUCAGAUGAUUGUAAGCGAUAGUAUGAGGUUUGCAAUUUUGAUGUAGAAAAAAAAGCAAAAUAUAUAUAUAUAUAUGAGAAUAAUUGCUUAGAGAAAUUAUUAAGAAAGUA
Neltuma alba is the source of this 610-nucleotide messenger RNA. RefSeq lists its product as uncharacterized. The transcript has a single exon. The coding region runs from base 205 to 546 and encodes 113 amino acids. Lineage: Eukaryota; Viridiplantae; Streptophyta; Magnoliopsida; Fabales; Fabaceae. The record is from RefSeq and is a predicted model, not a curated record.